Molecule: messenger RNA, 1494 nt
Organism: Eremomyces bilateralis CBS 781.70
Lineage: Eukaryota; Fungi; Ascomycota; Dothideomycetes; Eremomycetales; Eremomycetaceae
Product: GroES-like protein
Exons: 7
Coding region: 334-1377 (347 amino acids)
Molecular function (GO): oxidoreductase activity, acting on NAD(P)H
Source: RefSeq, a predicted model, not a curated record
GCUCAACGAGGCCGAGAACUCAGCAGUAGGUGUGCUUCGAAGCUUAGCAGUCAGCGCUGACGACGUCUGCCGCUGUUGGGUUAGGGACCAAGCGGUCGCCUGGUUGGUCCAAUUGCACCUCGGGACUCGCGACUAGUCGGGCUUUCGCCCUGUCGAUCGAUGCGAAUUCCCGAGCUGGGAUCCUCCCAAUACGAACGUAUUCAGAUACGGUGGAGUUGAGGUCAAAUAUAAAUAAUAAAGGUGAGUAUCGAAGCGGGAUCGCACCGUUCCCAUUCAACACAUUGUAUUCUUUUGGGAUCCAGAUCAACCUUCUUAUCCAUUACUCUACCGGAGAUGAAAGGUAUCACCCUUGAAAAGCCCGGAGCUCCGUGGGUGUUGGUGGACGACCUACCCGUGCCCGAGCCAGGAGAUUCCCAGAUCCUCGUCAAGUCGAUCGUGACCGCGAUCAAUCCUAUCGAUGGAGUGCAAGCCGCCACCGGACUCCUAGUGGAGGGCUGGCCCUUUACCCCAGGAUGCGAUGCCGGUGGCAUCGUGGUCAAGGCGGGGAAGAAUGCCGUGUCGGCCUUGGGGUCGCCAUUCAAGGAGGGCGACCGCAUUUGCGGGGCGACCAGGCUCGGCACGAAAGGCCAUUCGCCUUUCCAGGAAUAUUUCCUGAUGGACGCGCAAGUCACCAUUCCGGUUCCAAGCAACCUCUCUUACGAGCAUGCCGCGUGCGUUGGGGUGGCCGUUGAAACGGCUGGCCUUGGAGUGUUCUCCGGACUUCAUGUCCCCAUUUUCGACCCCAAGAACCUCCCGGCUCCGAACGGCGAGUGGGCGUUGGUGCUCGGUGGCGCCAGUAGCGUCGGCAAGAUGGCCCUUCAGCUCCUCAAAAAGGCCGGGUACAAGGUCAUUGUAACCUGUUCGUCCGGAUCUGCAGAGCUCUUGAAAUCUCUCGGCGCCGAAGCCACAGUCGACUACAAGAAACCAAAGAGCGAGGUCAUCUCCGAGAUCCUCUCCAUCACUGGAAAUUCAGUCGCCCGGGUCUUCGAUGCGGUCUCGCAACACGUCCAAUUCGCCGCUGACCUCCUGAAGGGGGUGGAGAAAUCGCCGAGAUACUUCACCUCCACCAACGGCCGGGACCCGAUACCGGACGACGCCCCGUACGAGGGAGGCCCGAUUCUCCUAGGUCCCGUUGGUCGCCCGGAAGGGACGGAAACCAACGGGAGGAUCGAGGCGUUCAUUCCGUUGGUCUAUAAGCUGCUGGAGGCGGGCGAGCUGAUUCCGAGCGAGUACAUCGUGGGUGGAACGGGAUUUGAAAGCAUUGUAGAUGCGUACCAACUGCAGUCAUCGGGAAAGGGCGGGAACAAGAAAGUGAUCGUGAAGCUGCAAGAUCCGUAGAUAUGGGGAUAGCAACGCCAGAUAUAAUGGAACUGUCACUGUCAGAGCUCACGAUUCAAUUAACGGCCAAUACUUAAAUGAGACUAUCUAGUUAUCAACAACGGAGUUAUCACCAAC